Leucoraja erinaceus (little skate) is the source of this 780-nucleotide messenger RNA. RefSeq lists its product as uncharacterized. Lineage: Eukaryota; Metazoa; Chordata; Chondrichthyes; Rajiformes; Rajidae. The transcript is spliced from 2 exons. Bases 27 to 644 code for a protein of 205 amino acids. The record is from RefSeq and is a predicted model, not a curated record.
UUUUCGAACAGGCUUUCCUAGAGCAGAUGCCUGACGACAUCCGCCUGCUCCUUGCUGGUUCGGAUUUCGCCGAACCCCUGCAGCUCGCUGAACGGGCCGACGGCCAGUGGCUCGCGAAGCAGCAAGAUGGUGGAUACAACUGGGUGUCCACGUCCUCGCACCAGCAACCUCGCAGAGACGUGCAGCCCUCCGCUGCCAUCGCCGCACCACAGCCGCCUGCCGGAGACCAUGGGACUUGCACCGGACUCUGCUACAGCGGGUUUAUGAGGGUCCUUUCUGGGUGUUGCGCCCCAGCAUUGUGUCGUUUCUUUUGGAUGUCGGAGAGAUCAUUUCAGUCGCUCACCUCAAGCCCGCCCAUCUGGAUAUCGAUAGCGGUGGCUCAACCCCGGCGUAGAGGACAUCCGCCUGUCGUCCCAGUUGCACCUGUUGUGCCUGUUUCUCCUGCAUCUAUAACAUUUGCUGGCUCUGUUCCGCCAGUUCCGCCUGUACCGCCGGCUGUGCCCCUCGUUUCCACUCGGUCCGGUCACCUCAUUCCAUCUCCCGCUCGGUUCUUUACCUCGGGUUCUGGGGAGGGUCCUGUAGCGGCACCUAGUGGUGGCUUGAGGCAAUGUGAACCCUCGCUAUUGGCUGGCGCCAUCACGUGAUCGCGGGUGUGUUUUCGUGGGCUUUUGCUUCCUCAGUUGAUCGAGCUCCACCCGUGUAACAGGAGCUUCAAGAUAUUUGGCUGACCCAGCACGCGGUUGUGUUAUACUUCUUUUGUUUGUCGUUACAAAUAAAGGU